UUUUCCUCGGGUCUCGCGUGAGAGGUUUCUCUUGGGCCGCGGAGUCUCUGCGCUUUCCUAGGGCCGGUGCCUUGCGACGAGGGAGCGACAGUUUUGUAGGGCACAAGGAUUUAAGGAGCCCCCAGUUAGGCCAGGUCUUCCAUGACCCCGUUCCUCUUCUUGUAACCCAACAUAUCUUCAGAGUUGCCUGCGUUUUUCAAGACAGCAGAAAAUGAACAAAUUCCAGAUUGAACAGAAAUCCCAGGGAUCAGUAUCAUUUAAGGAUGUGACAGUGGGCUUCACCCUGGAAGAGUGGCAGCACCUGGACUCAACUCAGAGGUCCUUAUAUAGAGAUGUGAUGCUGGAGAACUACAGUAACCUUGUCUCACUGGGGUAUUGUGUUACCAAACCAGAAGUAAUCUUCAGGCUAGAGCAAGGAGAGGAGCCAUGGAUAUUGGAGGAAGAAUUCCCAAGCCAGAGCUUCCCAGAAUCCUGGGAAACUGAUCACAAGAAAGAAAGGAGCCAAGAAGACCAGCCUAAACAUGUGUGGGAAGUUGCAUUCAUUAAUAAAACACUGACUAAAGAACGAGGUAAUGGAGAAAAACCACUUACCUUGAAUGCAGACUCUUUUCCUUCCAAAAAGAUCCUCUGUCAAUGUGACUCACGUGGAAUGAGUUUCAACUGUGUUUCAAAAUUAUUUAUCAAUAAGAAAAACUAUUUAGGAAAAGAGACUGAUGAAUAUAAUGCUUUUGGAAAUUUGCUACUUGAUAUUAAACAUGAGAAAACGCAUUCUCAAGAGAAAAGUGGGUUUUUUAGAAAUGGGAAAAUUUUGAAUCAUGAUGAGAACCCUGUUCACCAUAAGAAGAUUCAAACUUUAGAGCAAAAUUUUGAGUAUAACAUUUAUCAAGAAACCUUCCUUGAAAAGGCAAUAUUCAGUCCAUACAUGAGAGAAAUUGCAGAAGGGAAUGACUGUGAAUGUGAUGAAUAUGGGAGAACCUUCUUUGAUAACUCUUCCUUCUUACUACAUCAGAUGAAUUCCUCAAAGGAAAAUCACUAUGGAUUUAGUGGUUGUGGAAAAUCCCUGUAUGUGAAGGCUACCGUUUUGAAACAUCAUGGGCCACAUAGGAAACACUAUGAAUGUAAUGGAAGUGGGAAUAAUUUCCGGAGGAAUUUAUGCCUUUCACAACUUCAGAAAACUCAUAAAGGAGAGAAACACUUUGAAUGUAAUGAGUGCAGGAAAGCAUUUUGGGAGAAGUCCCACCUCACUCGACAUCAGAGGAUACACACAGGAGAGAAACGCUUUCAAUGUAAUGAAUGUGGAAAAACCUUCUGGGAGAAGUCAAACCUCACAAAACAUCAGAGAUCACACACAGGGGAAAAACCCUAUGUGUGCAAUGACUGUGGGAAGGCCUUCAGCCACAAGUCAGCCCUUAGGUUACACCAGAGAACACAUACGGGGGAGAAACCCUAUCAGUGUAAUGCAUGUGGGAAAACUUUUUACCAGAAGUCAGAUCUCACUAAACACCAGAGAACACACACAGGGCUGAAACCCUAUGAAUGCUAUGAAUGUGGGAAAUCCUUCUGUAUGAAUUCACACCUUACAGUACAUCAGAGAACUCAUACAGGUGAGAAACCAUUUGAGUGUCCUGACUGUGGGAAAUCUUUCUGUCAAAAGUCACAUCUUACACAACAUCAGAGAACUCAUGUAGGGAAUAAACCCUACGAGUGUAAUGCAUGUGGUAAAACUUUCUACCACAAGUCAGUACUUACCAGGCAUCAGAUAAUUCAUACAGGUUUGAAACCUUAUGAAUGUUAUGAAUGUGGGAAAACCUUCUGCUUAAAGUCUGACCUCACAGUACAUCAGAGAACUCACACAGGGGAGAAGCCCUUUGCAUGUCCUGAAUGUGGGAAAUUUUUCAGCCAUAAGUCUACCCUCUCUCAACAUUAUAGGACACAUACAGGGGAGAAACCCUUUGAAUGUCACGAAUGUGGAAAAAUCUUCUAUAAUAAGUCAUACCUAACUAAACAUAAUAGAACCCACACAGGGGAAAAGCCCUAUGAAUGUAAUGAAUGUGGGAAAACCUUCUGCCAGAAGUCUCAGCUUACUCAGCACCAGAGAAUUCACAUAGGUGAGAAACCCUAUGAGUGUCAUGAAUGUGGAAAGGCGUUCUGUCAUAAGUCAGCUCUGAUUGUCCACCAGAGAACUCAUACAGAAGAAAAGCCCUAUAAAUGUAAUGAAUGUGGAAAAUCUUUCUGCGUGAAGUCAGGCCUUAUUUUACAUCAGAGAAAACACACAGGGGAGAAACCCUAUGAAUGUAAUGAAUGUGGGAAAUGCUUCAGUCACAAAUCAUCCCUCACAGUACAUCACAGAGCUCAUACAGGAGAGAAAUCUUGUCAGUGCAAUGAAUGUGGGAAAAUUUUUUACCGUAAAUCAGACCUUGCUAAACAUCAGAGAUCACACACAGGGGAGAAGCCUUAUGAAUGUAACACAUGUGGAAAAACCUUCUCUCAGAAGUCAAACCUCAUUGUACAUCAGAGAACACACACAGGAGAAAAACUUUACAAUGAAGUGGGUGUUAGGAAUGUCGAGCUGCAGUUCAGCACCCAUUAUUACACUUCAGAGAAUUCACACUGUGGAGGAACCUCUGUUGACAUCCUGAAUGUUCAGGAACCUUCUUCCACAAACUGGCUUUAUGUUACUCCAAAGUAGAGUGCAACAAAUAUAGGGCAGUCUUGUUAAAUAACAUUUCACUGAAUGUCAUCAAGCAAAUACUGGUAUAAGACAGUAAAGAUUUUUUGA
Molecule: messenger RNA, 2779 nt
Organism: Nyctereutes procyonoides (raccoon dog)
Lineage: Eukaryota; Metazoa; Chordata; Mammalia; Carnivora; Canidae
Product: zinc finger protein 33B-like
Biological process (GO): regulation of cytokine production; negative regulation of transcription by RNA polymerase II; regulation of immune system process
Source: RefSeq, a predicted model, not a curated record